CAGCCGGGGAAGCAAAAUGUAACGGCGCGGAGCGAGCGGGUUCUCCGGCACUCGCCCAGCGGAGAGGAGCGGUACCUGCACCUGCACCUGCGGCGGGGCUGAGCGCCGAGCCGCGGCUCGCCUCGGGCUGGCUUCCCGCUGUCCUCUCGCCCCCGGACACGCCGCCGCGGCCGGUCCCUAGCGAGCGGGGAGCCGAGCGGGGAUGCGGGGCGGCAGCAGCAAUGUGGAUUUAUAUUCGCCUGCGCUGAAGCCGCCGGGGAGAGACGCAAGGGCACCAGCCCUAGAGACUAUGGCUAGCGGCUCCCGCCGGGCUGAGCCGGGGCGCUGCUGAAAGUUCCCACCCAACAACCCCUCGGGCGAGGACCAUUUCUUUAGGGAGUUCCUAUUCCUUAUUUUCAUGACUCUGAGCAUACUUAAUCAGAAAUGGAGCAGAUGGACUGCAAACCCUACCAGCCACUGUCAAAAGUUAAGCAUGAAAUGGAUCUAGCUUAUACAAGUUCUUCAGAUGAAAGUGAAGAUGGGAGAAAACCAAGACAAUCCUAUGACUCCAGAGAAACUCUAAAUGAAUAUAGCCAAGAACGAAGACUGAACUAUAACAGCCAUAGCAGAAAAAGAAAAGCUGAUGACAAAUCCACUCAAGAGAUGGAAUUCUGUGAAAAUCCACACAUCGUGUGCUCUGGCUACCAGACAGAUUUGCAUGGUGUAUCUCAGCAUGGUUACCCAUUGGAGAUGGGUUCAGAUGUGGAUACUGAGACUGAAGGUGGUGCUUCACCACCAGAUCAUGCUCUGAGGAUGUGGAUGACGGGGAUGAAAUCAGAACACAGUUCCUGUUUGUCAAGCCGGGCAAAUUCAGCUUUGUCCCUGACUGACACUGACCAUGAAAGGAAGUCUGAUGGAGAGAAUGAUAUACCGGGCAGCCCACGUAACCAGUUCACAUUCAGACCACUCCCACCCCCUCCACCACCACCACAUGCAUGCACCUGCAGCAGAAAACCACCUCCAACAGCAGAUUCUCUCCAGAAAAGAUCAAUGACCACCCGCAGUCAGCCCAGUCCAGCUGCUCAAACCCCUCCAACCAGUACGCAAGAUUCCGUACAUCUGCAUAACAGCUGGGUCUUGAAUAGUAAUAUACCAUUGGAGACAAGAAGUGAAUGGGAGUUUUGCUGGCCCUCGGCUGUGGAAUUCCCUUCCACCAGAAAUCAGGAUGACCACGUAUCUUGCCACCUACCAAGCGAAAAGCAUUUCCUAUUUAAACAUGGAUCUGGUUCUUCAGCUAUCUUCAGUGCAGCCAGUCAGAACUAUCCUUUAACAUCCAAUACGGUUUACUCUCCACCUCCUAGGCCACUUCCUAGAAGUACAUUUUCUAGACCUGCCUUCACUUUUAACAAACCUUACAGGUGCUGCAACUGGAAGUGCACUGCUCUGAGUGCUACAGCUAUUACAGUUACUCUGGCACUGUUGUUAGCCUAUGUUAUUGCAGUACAUUUAUUUGGCUUAACAUGGCAACUGCAGCCUGUAGAAGGGCAGCUCUAUGAAAACGGAGUCAGCAAAGGAAACAGGGCCACAGAGUCCAUGGAUACCACUUACUCGCCAAUUGGAGGGAAAGUGUCUGAUAAAUCAGAGAAGAAAGUGUUUCAGAAAGGACGGGCCAUAGACACAGGAGAAGUUGACAUUGGAGCACAAGUUAUGCAGACCAUCCCACCAGGUUUAUUCUGGCGUUUUCAGAUUACUAUCCAUCACCCGAUGUACCUGAAGUUUAAUAUUUCACUUGCAAAGGACUCUCUGCUGGGAAUAUAUGGUAGAAGAAACAUUCCUCCCACUCAUACUCAGUUUGAUUUUGUAAAACUGAUGGAUGGAAAACAGUUAAUUAAACAGGAACCAAGGAACUCAGAGGAGUCUCAGCAUGCUCCUAGGAACCUGAUCUUAACAACCCUGCAAGAGACAGGUUUCAUUGAAUAUAUGGAUCAAGGAGCUUGGCACAUGGCAUUUUACAAUGACGGAAAGAAAAUGGAGCAAGUAUUUUUAUUAACAACAGCAAUUGAAAUCAUGGAUGACUGUUCCACUAAUUGCAAUGGGAAUGGAGAGUGUAUCUCAGGUCACUGCCACUGUUUCCCAGGAUUCCUCGGGCCUGACUGUGCAAGAGACUCAUGCCCAAUACUGUGCAAUGGAAAUGGAGAAUAUGAGAAAGGUCACUGUGUAUGUCGCAAUGGAUGGAAAGGCCCAGAGUGUGAUGUUCCGGAAGAACAAUGUAUUGAUCCAACCUGCUUUGGCCAUGGUACUUGCAUCAUGGGAGUAUGUAUUUGUGUCCCAGGAUACAAAGGAGAAAUUUGUGAGGAAGAGGAUUGUUUAGAUCCUAUGUGCUCUGGCCAUGGUGUCUGUGUUCAAGGGGAAUGUCACUGCUCUGCAGGCUGGGGAGGAGUAAACUGUGAGACAUCUCUUCCUGUAUGUCAAGAGCAAUGCUCAGGCCAUGGGACGUUCCUUGUGGAUACCGGCGUCUGUAGCUGUGAGCCUAAGUGGACAGGUUCUGACUGCUCAACAGAAUUAUGCACUAUGGACUGUGGUAGCCAUGGUGUUUGUUCAAGAGGAAUAUGCCAAUGUGAAGAAGGCUGGGUAGGACCAAGCUGUGAGGAACGUACAUGCCACUCUCACUGUGCUGAACAUGGCCAGUGCAAAGAUGGGAAGUGUGAGUGCAGCCCUGGAUGGGAAGGGGAUCAUUGCACCAUUGCUCACUACUUAGAUGCUGUGCGAGAUGGCUGCCCGGGUCUGUGUUAUGGAAAUGGGAGAUGCACUCUUGAUCAGAAUGGAUGGCACUGUGUGUGUCAGGUGGGAUGGAGUGGCACAGGAUGUAACGUUGUCAUGGAAAUGGUGUGUGGGGAUAAUAUGGAUAACGAUGGAGAUGGUUUGACAGACUGUGUAGACCCUGAUUGUUGUCAGCAAAGCAAUUGCUACGCAAGCCCUCUCUGCCAAGGGUCACCUGAUCCCCUUGACCUCAUUCAGCACAGCCAGCCUCCUUUCUCUCAGCAUCCUCCAAGGCUCUUUUAUGAUAGAAUCAAGUUCCUUAUUGGCAAGGAGAGCACUCAUGUAAUCCCUGGAGAUGUCUUAUUUGACAGCAGACGUGCCUGUGUAAUUCGAGGCCAGGUGGUAGCAUUCGAUGGAACAGCUUUGGUAGGAGUGAAUGUCAGUUUCCUACACCGCAGUGAUUACGGAUACACCAUCAGCCGACAGGAUGGAAGUUUUGACCUUGUGGCUAUUGGAGGUAUCUCUGUCACCCUGGUCUUUGACAGAUCUCCUUUCAUUUCUGAGAAAAGGACACUUUGGUUGCCUUGGAAUAGGUUUAUUGUAGUAGAAAAAGUUGUCAUGCAAAGAACAGAGUUGGACCCACCAUCUUGUGACAUCACUAGCUUUAUCAGCCCAAAUCCAAUUGUACUCCCUUCACCUCUGACAACAUUUGGAGGAUCCUGUCCAGAGAGGGGAACGGUCAUUCCAGAGCUCCAGGUGGUCCAGGAGGAAAUCCCAAUUCCUUCUAGCUUUGUGAAGCUCAGUUACCUCAGCAGUCGAACCCCUGGAUAUAAAACCUUGCUCCGCAUUAUUUUGACACAUGCAGCCAUCCCUCCCGGAAUGACAAAAGUACAUCUUACAGUUGCUGUUGAAGGACGGCUAGUUCAGAAGUGGUUUCCUGCUGCUACAAACCUGGUCUACGCUUUUGCCUGGAACAAGACAGACAUUUAUGGACAGAAGGUGUCUGGUCUGGCAGAGGCAACAGUGUCAGUAGGAUACGAAUAUGAAACAUGCCAUGAUUUUAUUCUGUGGGAGAAAAGGACAGCUAUCCUGCAGGGUUUUGAGAUGGAUGCUUCGAAUCUGGGGGGCUGGUCCAUAAACAAACAUCACGUAUUGAAUCCACAGAGUGGGAUCGUACACAAAGGAAAUGGAGAAAACAUGUUCAUUUCCCAGCAGCCACCAGUCAUCUCAACGGUCAUGGGUAACGGACACCAGAGAAGUGUCUCCUGCUCCAACUGCAAUGGUCUUGCUCUCAGCAGCAAACUCUUUGCCCCGGUUGCCUUGGCUUCUGGUCCGGAUGGCAGUGUGUAUAUUGGAGACUUCAAUUUUGUCAGACGCAUCUUUCCCUCGGGAAAUUCCAUUAGCAUUUUAGAAUUAAGGAACAGAGAUACAAGACAUAGCACAAGUCCAGCUCACAAGUACUACCUGGCUGUGGACCCAGAGUCAGAAUCCCUUUACUUGUCAGAUACCAACACCAGGAGAGUCUACAAAGUGAAAUCUCUCAGUGAAACAAAGGAUUUGGCAAAGAACUAUGAUGUCCUGGCAGGGACAGGUGAACAGUGCCUUCCGUUUGAUCAGAGUCACUGUGGAGAUGGUGGGAGGGCAUCAGAAGCUUCCCUCAACAGUCCUAGAGGUAUCACUGUGGAUAAGUAUGGAUUCAUUUACUUUGUUGAUGGUACCAUGAUUCGGAAGAUUGAUGCAAGUGGUGUGAUCACAACAGUAAUAGGUUCAAAUGGUCUUACAUCAACGCAGCCACUGAGCUGUGACUCCGGAAUGGACAUCACUCAGGUGCGGUUAGAGUGGCCAACAGACCUCGCCGUCAACCCUAUAGACAACUCAUUGUAUGUACUGGACAAUAACAUUGUGCUGCAGAUUUCUGAAACUAAGCGUGUGCGAAUUAUUGCGGGUCGCCCUAUUCACUGCCAGGUACCAGGCAUGGAUCAUUUCUUGGUCAGCAAGGUUGCAAUCCAUUCAACCCUGGAAUCAGCUAGAGCAAUCAGUGUAUCUCACAGUGGGACACUGUACAUUGCUGAGACAGAUGAAAGAAAGAUAAACCGCAUACAGCAAGUUACAACCAAUGGUGAGAUCUCCAUAAUUGCUGGAGCCCCAACAGAUUGUGACUGCAAGAUUGACCCCAAUUGUGACUGUUUCUCAGGUGAUGGUGGAUAUGCCAAAGAUGCAAAGCUGAAAGCACCUUCUUCUCUAGCAGUCUCUCCUGAUGACACACUGUACAUAGCAGAUCUUGGCAAUAUUCGCAUCCGUGCAGUCAGUCGAAACAAGGCUCAUCUCAGUGACAUGAAUAUUUAUGAGAUUGCAUCCCCAGCAGACCAGGAAUUGUAUCAGUUUACCACCAAUGGGACCCAUCUUCACACACUUAAUCUGAUAACGAGAGACUAUAUUUACAAUUUCACAUACAAUGGAGAAGGAGACAUUGCCACAAUCACUAACAGCAAUGGGAAUUCAGUUCAUAUUCGCAGAGAUGCUAGUGGGUUGCCUCUGUGGCUAGUGGUGCCUGGAGGCCAGGUGUAUUGGCUAACAAUAAGCAGCAAUGGUGUUCUGAAAAAGGUAUAUGCUCAAAGCUACAGCUUAGCCCUGAUGACAUAUCCUGGCAACACAGGUCUUCUAGCAACCAAAAGUAAUGAGAAUGGAUGGACAACAGUUUAUGAGUAUGACCUUGAAGGCCACCUGACUAAUGCAACAUUUCCAACUGGCGAGGUCAGCAGUUUCCACAGUGAUGUUGAAAAACUAACAAGAGUAGAACUUGAAUCUUCAAACAGAGAAAAUGUGAUCACAGCUACAAACUUCUCAGCUACCUCUACUAUAUACACUUUAAAACAAGACAACACGCAGAAUAUCUAUCGGGUCAGCCCGGAUGGUUCGCUGAGGGUCACAUUUGCCAGCGGAAUGGAGAUCACUCUAAACACAGAGCCCCACAUUCUUGCAGGCGUUGUUAACCCCACUUUGGGAAAGUGCAAUAUCUCAUUACCAGGAGAGCAUAAUUCAAACCUCAUAGAAUGGAGGCAAAGGAAGGAGCAGACCAAAGGCAAUAUCUCAGCAUUUGAGAGAAGGUUACGGGCCCACAACAGAAACCUAUUAUCCAUUGAUUUUGACCACGUAACCAGAACAGGAAAGAUCUAUGAUGACCAUCGAAAAUUCACUCUUCGGAUUCUGUAUGACCAGACGGGACGUCCAAUUCUGUGGUCACCCAUCAGCAAAUAUAAUGAAGUCAACAUUACUUACUCACAUUCAGGAUUAGUGACCUACAUUCAGAGAGGAACAUGGACUGAGAAAAUGGAGUAUGACCCAAGUGGGAAGAUAAUUUCCAGAACAUGGGCAGAUGGUAAAAUAUGGAGUUACACAUACUUAGAAAAGUCUGUGAUGCUCCUCUUGCACAGCCAACGCCGCUACAUUUUUGAAUAUGACCAAUCAGAUUAUCUGCUCUCAGUCACCAUGCCAAGUAUGGUGCGCCAUGGUUUGCAAACCAUGCUUUCAGUUGGGUACUAUCGCAAUAUCUACACCCCACCAGACAGCACUGCUUCUUUCAUACAAGAUUUCACCAGAGAUGGACGACUUUUGCAAAUACUAUAUCCUGGAACAGGUCGCAGGGUCCUUUAUAAAUAUACCAGACAGUCUCGACUAUCAGAGAUUCUUUAUGAUACUACUCAAGUCACAUUUACAUAUGAAGAAUCUUCCGGGGUUAUUAAAACAAUACACUUAAUGCAUGAUGGGUUCAUCUGCACCAUCAGAUACAGACAAACAGGCCCUCUUAUUGGUCGUCAGAUCUUCAGAUUUAGUGAAGAAGGCCUUGUAAAUGCCAGAUUUGACUACAGUUACAACAAUUUCCGGGUCACAAGCAUGCAGGCCAUGAUAAAUGAGACUCCUCUUCCUAUUGAUCUGUACCGAUAUGUUGAUGUAUCUGGAAGAACUGAACAAUUUGGAAAAUUCAGUGUAAUCAAUUAUGACUUAAACCAAGUUAUAACUACCACAGUGAUGAAACACACCAAGAUUUUUAGUGCCAAUGGUCAGGUGAUUGAAGUGCAAUAUGAAAUUCUUAAGUCCAUAGCCUAUUGGAUGACCAUUCAGUAUGAUAAUAUGGGUCGUAUGGUGAUAUGUGAUAUACGAGUAGGAGUAGAUGCCAACAUAACAAGGUAUUUUUAUGAGUAUGAUGCUGAUGGUCAACUUCAAACUGUCUCUGUGAAUGACAAAACCCAGUGGCGUUAUAGUUAUGACCUGAAUGGAAACAUCAACUUGCUUAGUCAUGGAAACAGUGCCCGUCUCACGCCUCUGAGAUAUGAUCUUAGAGAUCGCAUCACUAGACUAGGAGAAAUUCAGUACAAAAUGGAUGAAGAUGGUUUUCUUAGACAAAGAGGCAAUGAAAUAUUUGAGUAUAACUCGAAUGGUCUCCUUAACAAAGCCUACAACAAAGUGUCUGGUUGGACUGUGCAAUACUGUUAUGAUGGGCUUGGACGACGCGUUGCAAGUAAAUCGAGUCUAGGACAACACCUACAGUUCUUUUAUGCUGAUCUCUCCAAUCCAAUAAGAGUUACUCAUUUAUACAAUCAUACUAGCUCAGAAAUAACUUCCCUGUAUUAUGAUCUUCAAGGCCAUCUCAUUGCUAUGGAGUUAAGCAGUGGAGAAGAAUAUUAUGUUGCUUGUGACAACACCGGCACACCCCUAGCUAUCUUUAGCAGUCGGGGCCAAGUAAUAAAAGAAAUUCUGUACACACCUUAUGGAGAUAUCUACCAGGACACUUAUCCAGAUUUUCAGGUUAUCAUUGGUUUUCAUGGAGGGCUCUAUGAUUCUCUUACUAAAUUAGUGCACUUGGGUCAAAGGGAUUACGACGUCAUUGCUGGACGAUGGACAACGCCAAAUCAUCAUGUGUGGAAACAUCUAAACACCAUUCCCAAACCAUUUAAUCUUUACUCAUUUGAAAAUAACUAUCCAGUUGGCAGAAUCCAAGAUGUUGCUAAGUAUACGACAGACAUUGGAAGUUGGCUAGAGCUGUUCGGUUUCCAGCUACACAAUGUGCUUCCUGGAUUUCCAAAACCAGAGAUAGAAACUGUGGAGACAACAUAUGAACUUCUACAGCUUCAAACAAAAACCCAAGAGUGGGAUCCUGGAAAGACUAUCCUUGGCAUUCAGUGUGAGCUGCAAAAACAACUUAGGAACUUUAUAUCCUUGGACCAACUUCCUAUGACCCCCAGAUACAGUGACGGGAGGUGUCUUGAAGGAGGAAAACAACCCAGGUUUGCAGCCAUUCCUUCUGUUUUUGGAAAAGGUAUCAAAUUUGCCAUUAAGGAUGGGAUAGUGACUGCUGAUAUUAUAGGAGUAGCAAAUGAGGAUAGCCGGCGCAUUGCCACCAUCCUCAACAAUGCUCACUAUCUUGAGAACCUGCAUUUUACCAUAGAAGGGCGAGAUACACACUACUUCAUCAAGCUGGGGUCUUUGGAAGAAGACUUGGCUCUAAUAGGCAACACAGGAGGCCGGCGCAUUUUGGAGAAUGGUGUUAAUGUCACUGUGUCUCAGAUGACUUCUGUGAUAAAUGGGAGGACUAGACGGUUUGCUGAUAUACAGCUCCAACAUGGUGCUUUGUGCUUUAAUGUUCGAUAUGGGACAACCAUUGAAGAAGAAAAGAACCAUGUCUUAGAAAUAGCCAGGCAGAGGGCAGUAGCUCAGGCCUGGACUAAGGAACAAAGACGGCUGCAAGAAGGUGAAGAAGGCAUUAGGGCAUGGACAGAGGGAGAAAAACAGCAGCUUUUAAGCACUGGGAGGGUACAAGGCUACGAUGGAUAUUUUGUUUUAUCUGUGGAGCAGUAUCUAGAACUUUCUGACAGUGCCAACAAUAUUCACUUUAUGAGACAGAGUGAAAUAGGCAGGAGGUAACAAAGAAAACCUCUGCCUUUGCGUCACCAAAGACUGCCUGUUUUAAACAUAAAAUGGUUUA
This is a messenger RNA of Chrysemys picta bellii (western painted turtle), 8722 nucleotides long. RefSeq names its product teneurin transmembrane protein 1 (gene TENM1). The record is from RefSeq and is a predicted model, not a curated record. Gene Ontology annotation, molecular function: protein homodimerization activity; cell adhesion molecule binding; protein heterodimerization activity. NCBI's taxonomy places the organism in Eukaryota, Metazoa, Chordata, Testudines, Emydidae. Gene Ontology annotation, biological process: neuron development; signal transduction; heterophilic cell-cell adhesion. Gene Ontology annotation, cellular component: neuron projection; membrane.